Messenger RNA from Durusdinium trenchii, 975 nucleotides. The record is from the annotation of a GenBank genome assembly. NCBI's taxonomy places the organism in Eukaryota, Dinophyceae, Suessiales, Symbiodiniaceae.
AUGAGCAUCAAGCAGUUCGCUCGGGCAAUAGCUCCCGCAGGUCAAAGGUACAGCGAUGAUGACGCUUCAUGUUCUGCAGAAGGAAUCAGCCCCGGAGUUUGCGCGCUUGCGUCGCUGGCUCGGCCGUCAUCCACAAAAGCCUUUUCAGCCAUGGGCGGCGCCGAUUGCAACAAGAAGGAGAGCCGAGACAGGCUGGAGCGCGCCUUGAUUGCAGAAAUUGAGUCCGCCCUGGCGGGAAAUCACACAGGAAUUGAUGAAAAGCGUUUGCGCCAGCUCGAGGAGGAGCUCAGACCUAUUUACACAACCUUGCCGGCAAAAGAUGCGGAUGGAGAAGAAGGAGGACUUGGAUAUGCCGCUGCAAAAUAUUUGCUACAUCAGCAUUUUCUGCGGCAGCAUGCAUGGUAUGUUCGAGGCUUGAAUCCAGCAGGGGAUGGCCGCAAGCCGCCUGAUGACAAGGAGGCGCUUCGAAGCCGAGUGGCUGGGCAUCUUUUGGAGGUCAUGGAAGGCAAGGCGCCGAAUGGCCUGGAUUUGAAGAUGCUUGCAGUGUUUGUUGCAACUUUGGAGCACUUGAUCCAUGGAGACCAGCGAGAACGCUUGAAGCAAGCAUGGCUAAUACAUGGCCUAAAGCCAGAUGAUGCAACAAGCCCUGAAGGGCUUGUGACAGUUCUUGAGGUGUUCAUGGCUCACUAUGUCUAUGUCAGCCAAAAGAAUGACAGUGGAUAUGCACUCACCUCGGAAAAGGCCGCUGAAGAGGUCAAAACCAUUUCUCGAAUCUAUGGAGGCUGGCCGCAGAUCCAAGACUUUAUUCAAAAACAGGUCGCAAUUCACCAAAAGAAGAGAGUAUCAUUUGAUGAUGCUGCCAAUGCAGCCGAUGCGGUGCUGCUUGUUUUCCAAGAGGUCUCUGGAUCAAUGUGCCAUGAUAUGGAAAAACGGUUCAAUCUCUACCUGGAGGGCAAGAGGGCCGCGUUAAAUUGA